Messenger RNA from Bemisia tabaci, 6387 nucleotides. The record is from RefSeq and is a predicted model, not a curated record. Lineage: Eukaryota; Metazoa; Arthropoda; Insecta; Hemiptera; Aleyrodidae.
AAGUCUCUUUCAGCUUUCGUCCCCUCAACCCCGCGGCUUCCCAACGCUCGCACGGCUCAUAAUUUUCUUCUUGCCUCGUUGCCAACGUCACUACAACAGUCGCAUAACCGCUUUUAAAGAGGCUGGUUCUAACACUAGCAUACGCCGCCAUCUUUAAAGUCAAAAUCCUCUAAGUGAAUAAAGCUUCGAGAAUACAACCACCCAUUCCAUUUUUUACUGAGAUAAUUUCGCUUUCGCUAAUCUAAAAUUGUCUUGAAUUUAUUAAUUACGUGACGAUUUGGCAACAACGCGUCUUGUUUGCCCCUGCCUCUUUUGCCGCCCAUACCUUACCCGCCCCCCGCUACAGUCAACCCAUCAGUCGCGGGCAGUAAGAUUUUUUACUUGUAAAACGCUGUACAUGUGUAUUUUAGUUUUAGUUUUGUGAAAGGUUUCGUUUUCUUUGUUCCGGACUAAGUAUGUGUUAACGGCGCGAAAUAGGAGAAAAAUUAGCAAAGUUUUUAAGGGAAUUGACGUCUUACGCGUGACUUCCAUCAUGUCAGCAGUCGAUCCGGCCGAGUACGAGAGCGGGAACGAGGAGGAACGGAACCGGCGGGACAACAACUCCAAAUGGAAGCGGAAGGGGAAGAAAAGGAAGUUGAUGACGAUAAACAACAACAUCGCCAACAACAACAACAACGACGAUGAGGAAAGCGAGGACAUGCACGAGAAGGGCCGCCGCAAGCUUUCCGCGGACAGUCCGGACAGGGGCGAAGUGGAGGAGGCCGAGGUGGAGAACGAAGAGUCGAGGAAAAGCAGAGAGGAAGCCGACGUGGAGGACAUGGAGUCGAAAGCCAUCGACGAGUACACGAAGGAAAUCAUGCUCAAGAACAGCCAUCACCAGCAGGAGCCGGAGCCGGGAGUGGGGGUCGGCUGCGAGCCAAUGAGGGGCGAGGAAAGCCAGGACCCGAAGAGCGGCCAAGACCCCCCGAGCGUGAAGAAGGAAAGCGUGGAGUGCUACUACGAUAACUACAUGGAGCCGCCCAUAGAGUGCAGCGGCGUCGUGUCGGUUGUCACGCGCGUCCCGGUCGUGACGUGCGGGAUCCAAAGCACCACGGUCAUCUGCAGCAACCAUGUCUCCGAGCCGGCGCCCCAGGACGACAAGAUCAUGAUGAACUUCGAGCACCCCCACCCUCACCCCCAUCUCAAGGAGGAACUCAUCAUGUCCCGCGAGAACGAGGAAGGGAUGAACGAGAACGGGUCAGGGUCGGAGAACAACCUCAUCAACUACGAGUCCGAGUACCACCAGAGCAACCAGCCGGAGCACGUGGAGCAGAACCUCUCGAGCAACAGCUCCGAGCAGGAGUAUCACUCCAAUCCCCCCUCGCACAUCGACAUGAGCGGUUAUCAGCACUCGGAGUUCUCGCACCUCGCGGCGACCCUUCACCCCAGUUUCGGGGGUGGAGGUGGGGGGGCCGGCGGGGAGGAGCCCCCCCAACAUCAGUACCAGCACCAGCAGCACCAGUCCACACCCUCGCCCAACAACGAGAACAUAAUCAGCAUCUCCGGCCAGGAGCCUGAUAACGAGCUGCACGGUAAUAAUCGGGAGCUCUUCAGUAAUCAGAACAAUGUUCACCACUUGCGUCAUCAGCAACUGCAGCACCACUCCACCCCCUCCCCGAUCAGCGAUAGUAAUCACAUGCUCAACCUGUCCAGUCAGGAGGAGAGCGAUCAGCCCCAGCAAGGGAUGUUCAAUAGUCAACUCAACAUGUACCCACCUCCUAAUCUGCCUGUGAUCCACCACUCCUCGGAGUCUUCAGUCAACAACCCGUUGUAUCACCGGACAGCGGGGGCAGCGGGGCUUUUUACGGCGCCGUACUUUUCGUCCUCGAGCCCAACCGGAACAAGCGAGACGCCCAACAUCCACUCCAUCCCGGGCGUUAACAUGUGGCCCACUCAAGGUUAUUCGCUAUCUCCGAACUCUUCAACAUUGUCAUACUUGAACACGUCAAAUGAAGCCGUCAAUGCAAUUUUUCAGACUAUGACGAACAAUCCAAACUUAGUUAAUCCUUCUUCUUAUGGAGUGUCCAGCUCGAAUCCGUCCGAUUCAGGCUACUCUUCAAUCGCCUCCACUCCUCAAAGAAGUCGCUCCUCUAGUCAAUCUCAAAUUUUUUCGCAAGCCUCAUUAACCAAUGCAACGUACGGGUCAUCACAUAACCCAGAAUCACUGCCAUACUCGACGAUCAGUAGUCUCCCAAAUUCCUCCGGGCCUUCGAGAGGCAGAUCAUCACAUCAAUCAAUAGUUCCUUACCCUAGUGCAGCUGCCUCUUUAUCUGCGAUAGAUGAAGUUUCGUAUUACUUCGAGGGUAGAGAAUGCGUGAAUUGCGGUGCAAUCUCAACCCCUUUAUGGCGGAGGGACGGCACUGGCCACUACCUAUGCAACGCCUGCGGCCUGUACAACAAAAUGAACGGAAUUAACAGGCCCCUCGUGAAACAGCCACGAAGGCUGGCUGUUUCGAAGCGUAGCGGUCUGAUUUGCUCCAACUGCCGGACCACAAAUACUUCAUUAUGGAGAAGGAAUGCAAGUGGGGAGCCCGUGUGUAACGCGUGUGGACUAUACUAUAAGUUGCACAAUCAAAACAGACCGCCAACUAUGAAAAAAGAUAACAUUCAGACACGGAAGCGGAAGCCAAAGGGUGGUAUCAAAACUGAGGCAGUAGUCAAAGCCGCCAGAAAUUACAAACUAGAGAUUUUUAACGAUUAUAACAAUGACAACAGAGGAACCUCGAACAUUUUGGCUCAUAAUCUCAACCAAGGAACGCCCCACAAUAAUGUUUACCCGGGUUCAGGGUCAGAUUUAACCUUGUUGCCUCGUCUGUAAAUAAUCGAUGUUUUCACUUCUAAAUUAAAUACUUCUUGAGAUGUAGUAAGUGUAGCUCUGCUCAGCAUAUUAAUUUGCAUCGUGUCUUGUAGCAUUACGGAAAUUAAUUCCCCUCUGUUUAUAUUGUUUCUCUUUUCAAAUGAUGAUAAGGCAAAAAGAGCAUUUCUUGAUUAAGAAGGACAUGUUCUUAAUUUGUUACUAAUCAAUCAGGGAUUUAUGUCUCUAAGUUAUCCAUAUUGGCCGAUGGAUGGAAAAUUUUGUAGGUACUCAGUACCUAGCCAAGUAUUUUCAUAUAAAAUGAAAGAGUGUAAUUGUCGAAAAUUAUGAUCAUGACAGGGAUCGGCCCAACCAAUCCUCGGGAAAUUAUCAUUGAUUGUAAAAAAACGCAUUGAAUACAGCUACUUACAUCAUAGUUGUUUUUACCAGAUUUACUUUGCAUGUCAGAUUGAAACAAGCAAAAAAACCCAAGUAUGUUUUCGGGGAAGAUUUAACAUCCUUAACCAAUACUUUUGUUGAUUUUAGACUUUUUGGUGAUGUAUAUAUUUAUAUAGUUGUAUUUUUAUACGUACCUUUUUUAAGAUGAAUGGACUGAGGCAAGUAAUAAUGUAAAACAACUGAUUGCCCUUCAAUCUUUGGGGUUAUGUAUAUUUCACUACAGGCACUUAUCAUUUUGCAUUAUGCCUUACAUAUUGACAACACCACAUCAAUGUGAGAGUGAGAGAGAUUAUACAAUUUUUUCACUCCUUUUUCUCAGUUAGGUUCAUAGUGAUUUGUAAUAUUAUUUUCCUUUAGGUUUUUCCCAUUUAUUUUUUCUUCGAGUUAACACUCCGCUUCAACAACAUUCCAUUUGUUCUGCUGAUUGUUAGAUAUUUUUUCUAGUGAAGGAUCCUCCCUCUUUCCCCCGUCUCUCUGAAAUUUUUAGUUCAAGGGAUGAUUUAGAGGUCUUCAAUUCAAUCUGCAACAGUAUCAAUCAUUCUUUUGUUUCAUGUCUACAUUACUCCAGUGUAGUACUUAUUCGUGUGCAUACCACCUACUUCAAGUUAUUUCCAAACAUUGGAUAUGGGCGUGAAAAUAAUUUAUUUCAUUUUUUAAUGUUCAUUUAGGCAAGAGAUCAUACAAGCAAGAGAGUCUAGAGCUGCAAUUCUCAAAUCGCGUCUAUUUAUUAUGGCGCCGUGCAGAAAUUGCCAACUAAAACUGCAUAUUGAAAUUUUUUCAAGAAAGUACUGAGAAUUCUCAGCAUUUAAUUGCCUCGAGAAAAGAUGCAUUUUACUUGAUGCCUUAGGUUUUUUUUUUACCUUAAUAUUUUAAAUGUAUCUCAGUCCGUCAGUAAUGAAAAUGUGAUUAUUUGCAGGUUUUAAAUUUUAGUUAUAAAUGACUAAUUACAUUUUCCUGAAAAAAGAAUCUCAUCUACUUAUACAGUUAUUAUUUUAAUGUGUAAGUGUUUCUUUUUUACCUAUCUCUCAUUUGAUACGUUCAUAAGUCAGUUUAAGUUUGAAAACCCUGUAUAUAAUGUAAAUAUAGAACUGUAAGUAUAUUCACUUCCUGGACUGUUAGAAUGCAAAAAUAUGUAUGUAAACAGUUCUUCAAAAUUCUUAAACUUUCAAGCAAUUCAUACAAGAAAUUUGCUUUCUCCACAUCACUUUUUAAAACACCUUUUGCCCUAAGCAAGGUUCAAAACAUCUCAUCUUUGUAUCGCAAUAUGUAUAUAUGUAAAUAUCAAUUUUUUUCAGAUGUAGAUGAUAAUGAGCUCAUCGCCUAUCAUUUUAUUUUAUUUUAUUUUAUUUUUGUUGCUACAAUAUUAAUUUUAAAUAUUAGCAACAAAAGUCAUACAGUCAUAAACCAAAGAUGCAAUUGUAUAAACAAUUCAUUAUUUUAUAAGUAAACAGCAAAAUGUGUCACCUUCACUAAUUUCAGCUGCUUUCAUUUGCAUCUUUUUUUAGAGGCGUAAGAAAGAUGAAAUACUGUGAACAAGUUGGCAAUGAUAAUGUUGGACUACUAAAUCAGUAAUUCAGAUGCAGAAGAGAACUCUAUGAACUGUAUGUAGGAAAGCUUUUUCGUGAUGAAAGAAAACAGAAGAGUUGAAUCAAAAAUCAUUGAAUCAAUUAUUUUUAUUAUAAGUAAUAAGUUUAUUCUUAUGUUAUGUUCCGAUUAAAAGUUUCUAAUUUCGUAAUUCAGGUAACUAUGAUUAGUUAUUAUUUUAAAAUAAUAAAAUACAAUAGAAACAGGCAAUGUCCCGAAAAGCCAAGCAUAAAAAAUGGGGGUUCAUAUUUGCGUACUGACUGCACUGACUGUAUUUUUUUACUUAGACUAUACAAGUGCAUACAUUAUCGGCACUGUAAUUCUUUUUAUCAUUUAUAUUAUUUAUUUAUCAUCUUUUUUUUUUUUUUUUUUUUUUUUUGCAUGUAAAUGAUAUGAGAUUUCAAUUAUUUUCUGAGAGUGCGGGCGCCUUCUCUCGUCCCGAUAGAAUCAGUAGUUACGAAUAUAAGCAGCAUCACAUGAAUGUGAGCAACGUCACAUCCUCUGCCUUGACUCAAUUUCGGUGCCUUACAAGAAAACUGGAGUUAACAUUGAAACUCACAAAGUGAUUUUCUAUCUUGAAUUAAUACACCCCCUUUUUAAUUUUAUGACUGUUAAAUUAGAGGAUUGGUUAUGUUUUUAUUGUUUUUGGUUGAUAAAGCCUCUUGUUGCAUUUGUCUAUCUUUGACUCCCUUUAUAAAAAAUUAUUAUUAUUUUUAUUUUUCUUUUAUUUUUAUUUUUUUUUUUUUAGAAUUCCACGUUUCAUUAUUCAUCAUUCAUUUACUACUAUUUUUGUCAGCUCUCUAAGUUAGUUCAUAAUCGAUCAUCUUCUAAAUUUCUGAAAAAAACGGAUAGAAAAUGACCAGCAAUUAUUUUUUGUCAAGUAACUUUAUUUUCUCUCUCUAUUGACCUACAUAUUCAUCUCACCGUUUGCGUGAAGCACAAAUCACAGCAAGCGUUUUGCUAUAAAUUUUUACCACAGGAUAAUCUAAAAACUGGUUUUAUGUGAAAUCUAAUUUUAACUAAUGUCAUUCGAAGUGAAAAAAAUUCACAUUUUAUAAUUUAACACUACUUUUGUAUGUUAUGCCGUCAUCACAGUUUUUUUCUUAUUUUCGUAUACUUACCUUCACUCAAACUAUCAGCAUGAAGUUGACACUAUGUGUGAUUUAAUUGGAUUUCAAUCGAACUGACUAGUAAAUAAAAUAGGUAUUUUUACCUAUUCCUAAACGAUCGAAAGUUAAAAAAAAACCUUUUGAACACUUUGCAAUGUAUGACAUCUCAUUAAGUUCUUUUUCAAGGCUUCAUUUUUUUUAGGAAGGCUUUCAUUUAUUGUAGCUGCAUUCGCAGCAACUUAAUAUCUGUUAAUUUUACUAUAAUUUUUUCGAGUAUUUACUCAUUAUGUGAUGGACGUUUUUUCUCACUUCAAUUUUAGUUGCAUUUUAUUUUAUUUUAUUUUAUUUUAUUUUAUUAUAAUGGAUCUGAAAUAAAACUUGUGUAGUUGCGUUAAGUAUUAA